AUAAAGACUAUUUAGAACGUAAGAGCUUAUUCAUAGGGGAAUAAAAGUUAACUUGUACAGAUCACAACGAACAAUGAUAUCGCAAACAGCUACUUUCAACAUAUAUCGAUAGCGUACGCGGCACAUUUGGUCGUGUUCGUAGAGAACCUUUACCCAAACUGAACGGAUACACAUCGUAUAAAGGUUAAGUAAACGUUCAGAAACGCUGUUUAUGCCGAGGUGUGUGACCCAUGCUCUUACGGGACCGCGUGGCGGCGCCCUGUUUGAACGUGGAGAACAUCACAUGAACUACUUUCAUUUGUUACAGUGGAAAGUGGCCUCUGCAAUGAAGUGUUUUAGUGCCAUGUAGUCCAAGUAAGAAUGGUCAAACGGAGUAGGGAAGAUGCGUGCCGUACAAAGGGGCAGGACUUCUUACUGCAAACAUCGCGCCGUAACGACAAUGGCGCGAGACAGUCCAUGCACCCAAGGUCACGCCAUAACAUAAAAGAUGAUUAUAUUGCACUGUCAAGGGCAUUCCCCGUGCUUAAGAGACAUAUGAAACCCAACCCAAAGUGGAAGGUUACAAUGCCUAAGCAUCAAAUGUAUCACUAUGAUUUCAAUCACCCGGAUGCUGUCUACCAUCUUUCCCGGGCUAUUUUGAACCAUGUGUACGGAAUCAAGUUCUACCUACCGUGCGGAUGCCCUCAUGGAUCAUGUGAUCCAUACCUAAGAACAGAACGUAGUGAUACAGAUUGCCCUGCAUUUGUGGAUGAUGAAAUCCCAGUGCAACGAUAUUUGGCACCCUGCGUCCCAGGUCGUGCAAACUAUAUUCACUAUCUAGCCGACCUAUUAAACCUUAGUAACAACUCUCCAGAUACUUCGGCAGAUUCGUCGGAAUUGAAGGAUGAUGCGUCAAAUAUGAAACUCCAAAAUAUUUUAAAGGGGGAGCGUGUCAAGGUAUUGGACAUUGGCACUGGUGCCAACUGUAUAUACCCACUCAUUGGCUCCGCAGAGUAUGGGUGGAGCUUCAUAGCUACUGAUAUAGACAUCAAUGCACUUAUGCUUGCAAAGCAAAACAUACAACUAAACAACAUGGCUAAAACAGUAGAACUAAGGUUACAAAAGGAUACUUUGAGGAUGUUUACAGGGGUACUCAUGCCUCACGAAUUCGUACAUCUUACUAUGUGCAACCCACCCUUCCAUUCGAGCCUUGAUCAGGCUAACCUGAAUCCAAGGGUUUCAACCUGCGCUACAAUCAAUGAACUUGUGUUCAACCCAGGAAUGGUUGCCACUUUUUCUAUAGAUGGAUUUGAUUUACAAAAAGUAAACAAGAACAAGUUCUUUGUUGAUGGACAAGUCAACUACACGUUUUCCAGUGAUGCGUCUGAGCAUGGAGAAGUUGCUUUUGUAGAAAUAAUGUUGGUGGAGAGUCGAUUCCACGCACAUAAUGCAUUAUGGUUCACAUCGCUAGUCGCUAGACUAUCGACACUGAAGCGAAUCAAGAGCCAUAUACAAGCAGAUAUGAAGUUUUACCAUAACUCUAAAGCAAAACAAGUGGCUUUUCUAAACGCCAGGAUUGAGGAUUUAAACCAAGUAUGUGAAUCUGAUCAGAGGAAUGACGAUAUAUUCCGAAUCAAUGUAUCCGAUCUACAUGCUUGUGAGUUCAGGGCCUUUACACUCAGCCAGGGGAAACAGACUCGCUGGGUUAUUGCCUGGACGUAUUUCAAUGCAGCCCAGCGUUAUAAGAUACUUAAACCACUAUAUUAAUGUAAUAUGUAAAUGUG
Molecule: messenger RNA, 1763 nt
Organism: Babesia bovis T2Bo
Lineage: Eukaryota; Apicomplexa; Aconoidasida; Piroplasmida; Babesiidae
Exons: 1
Coding region: 361-1746 (461 amino acids)
Biological process (GO): rRNA base methylation
Cellular component (GO): nucleus
Molecular function (GO): 23S rRNA (adenine(1618)-N(6))-methyltransferase activity
Source: RefSeq, a predicted model, not a curated record